GUUUUGUUGCUCUCGUCCCAUCGUCUCCGGCCAUAAAAACGCAAGCGUAAACCGACGGCUGUUGUUUCCCAUGCAUACGUGUCGUGUAAGGACUGGUUGCCUGAACCGGCCCCGAUUCAAGCGUUUCACAUGCUCGACCCCGACGCCGCUCCCGUUUCACUCGAGCAUCGUCGCACUAUAAAUAACCGCUUCGCUUCCAACCCUAAGACUCAAAAGAGACCACGGGUGAGAGAAAGUGAGCGCGGAGUUGGCGGAAGCGCAGCCGCUUAAUCUCCGAUCCGAUGGCUCGCGCUCUCUCUAACUCCAACCUGGUUGCGGCUCUUUCCGACGGCGUCGCCCUCCUCACCACCAGGAGGGGUUACGCUACGGCAGCGGCGGGGACGACGACGACGACGGGGACGGGGAGCAGGGAGCGGCUUGCGGUGGCGGAACAGAUGGUGAGGAGCGCGCCGCCGGCAGAGGCUGAGGAGGAGGCGACGUGUUCCUGGGUGCCGGAUCCGGCUACCGGGUACUACCGGCCGGCGAACAGGAUGGGCGAGAUCGACCCGGCCGAGCUCCGCGAGAUGAUGCUGAGCCACAACAAGUCGCGAGACUGAGGACCGCGUCGCACUUACGGACCGAGGCUAAUUUGAGCUGUUACUGGUUCGGUUCAUCCAACAACAUGAACGAGCGAUGCUGUCAGAGGAGUUCAGUACUGCGUCGAAUCAGUUUUGUCUGUUUUGGUUUUUUGGCGUCGUAUCAGUUUUAUUCUCACUCAUCUUAGGAGAUUCGAAUCUUUUUUAAUCUAAAUAUAUGGAGUUAUUAUUUGUUUAUAGGA
Molecule: messenger RNA, 817 nt
Organism: Musa acuminata AAA Group (dessert banana)
Lineage: Eukaryota; Viridiplantae; Streptophyta; Magnoliopsida; Zingiberales; Musaceae
Product: late embryogenesis abundant protein Lea5-like
Exons: 2
Coding region: 282-596 (104 amino acids)
Biological process (GO): response to stress
Cellular component (GO): mitochondrion
Source: RefSeq, a predicted model, not a curated record